AAUUUGCAAAAAUGGUAGAAGGUUUCAUGCAGCUAAGUCAGGAAGAGCAAAUUGCACUGCUUAAAGGAUGUGUUUUCGAACUUGCGGCUAUUGUCGUCACCAGGCAUUACAAUCCCGAAACUACCUCGCUGAUUCUUAAUCGAGAAGUCUUUCCAGCUUCUAUUUUUCGACCUAGUGAACAAGCCGAAUUGAAUUUUUUUCUUGGAAUGCAUAGCUGCAUUCAUGAAUUAGCCCAGCUUCGGUUAACGAGCUCGGAGAUGGGUUUGCUGUCCGCCUGGAUAUUACUGGAUCGUUCUUCCCUUGGACAAUAUGUAAUUGAACAAUUCAGGAAUUGCUUGCAGCAGCAAAUCACGGCAAGAAUAGCUGAUUCUGGCCCAUUGAUGCAAAAAUUGUGUGAAAUAAUACAACGUUUGCGUGGGCAUGCUCAGGAACACAUCCGUUUACUGGGACAGUUAUUCACUACAUUUCCACAAGCAACGGAGAAAGGCGCGCUACCGGAUUUAUAUAAAGAACUCUUCUCAUCACCAUCAUCUUGA
Molecule: messenger RNA, 536 nt
Organism: Loa loa (African eye worm)
Lineage: Eukaryota; Metazoa; Nematoda; Chromadorea; Rhabditida; Onchocercidae
Exons: 3
Coding region: 12-536 (174 amino acids)
Biological process (GO): regulation of transcription by RNA polymerase II
Cellular component (GO): nucleus
Molecular function (GO): nuclear receptor activity; RNA polymerase II cis-regulatory region sequence-specific DNA binding
Source: RefSeq, a predicted model, not a curated record